Molecule: messenger RNA, 1916 nt
Organism: Mizuhopecten yessoensis (Yesso scallop)
Lineage: Eukaryota; Metazoa; Mollusca; Bivalvia; Pectinida; Pectinidae
Product: 2-hydroxyacyl-CoA lyase 1-like
Exons: 17
Coding region: 31-1767 (578 amino acids)
Biological process (GO): fatty acid alpha-oxidation
Cellular component (GO): peroxisome
Molecular function (GO): thiamine pyrophosphate binding; catalytic activity; magnesium ion binding
Source: RefSeq, a predicted model, not a curated record
AAUAUCAAAUCACGUGACAGUCCAGUCAAAAUGGCGAGCGCAUCGAACAUGGACGAAGGUGUCAAAGUUGAUGGGGCGACGGUACUGGCGAGGGCCUUAAAAGCACAGGGUGUGGAGUACAUGUUUGGUAUUGUGGGGAUUCCUGUCAUUGAAGUUGGUAUGGCAGCACAAGCAGCUGGCAUCAAAUACAUAGGAAUGAGGAAUGAGCAAGCGGCCUCCUAUGGUGCCUCUAUCAUUGGGUAUAUGACAGGAAAGCCUGCAGUGUGUCUGGUUGUGUCUGGGCCAGGAUUGGUGCAUGCUUUGGCUGGACUGUCGAAUGCCAAAGAAAAUUGCUGGCCAGUGAUUGUGAUUGGUGGAUCCAGUGAACAAGAUCAGGAGGCCAUGGGGUCAUUCCAGGAGUUACCUCAGGUGGAGGCAGCAAGACCCUAUUGCAAAUUUUCAGCAAGACCCAAUAGCAUAGAAAGGAUUCCCUUCUAUGUGGAAAAGGCCUAUCGUCAGAGUAUCUAUGGCAGACCAGGGGCAUGUUACCUUGACAUCGCUGGCAACAUGGUGAAUGCUACUGUUAAUGAAAAAGAUGUAUGGUCCUCUAUUAUCUGUCCCCCACCUCCCAAGAGUUUUGCUGACCCAGAAAGUGUAAAGGUAGCUGCAGACCUACUGUACUAUGCCGAAAAGCCUUUAGUGAUAGUAGGCAAAGGUGCUGCUUAUGCACAUGCUGAGGCAGCUGUGCAGGAGUUGGUGAUAGGGGCACAACUCCCGUUCCUCCCAACUCCCAUGGGAAAAGGGGUCAUACCAGAUGACCAUGACCUCUGUGUAGCUCCUGCAAGGUCAAAAGCACUGCAGGAAGCAGACGUCAUCCUUUUGCUUGGCGCUCGUCUGAACUGGAUGCUACAUUUUGGGAUGCCACCUAGAUUUAAUCCCAAGGUGAAGAUCAUACAGGUAGACAUCUGUCACGAGGAAAUGAACAACAACAUCAAGGCUGCAGCCAUGUUAGUGGGCAGUCUAGACACCGUCCUGAACCAGUUGAAUGAGGAAAUCAACAGACGUCCUGGUAAAUUUGCCUUCAGCAAGGCUGCCCCCUGGUGGAAAACUUUGAAAGGAAAAAUCCAGCAGAAUCAACAGAGUGUACAGAAAAUGAUGUCCGACAAAUCUGUCCCACUAAAUUUCUAUUCUGCAUAUGAGGAUAUCCAGAAACUGCUGCCGAAGGACUGUAUUAUUGUUAGUGAGGGUUCCUCCACAAUGGAUAUUAGUAGGACCAUGAUCCCAAACAGCCUCCCGCGACACAGGUUGGAUGCGGGAACCUACGGUACUAUGGGUGUGGGCCUAGGCUUCGCAGUAGCAGCAGCAGUCUGGUGCAGAGACCACGCUCCGGAAAAACGGGUUGUCUGCAUCCAAGGGGACAGUGCUUUUGGUUUCUCAGGAAUGGAAAUUGAAACUCUCUGUCGCUACAAAUUACCAGUGAUUAUCAUCAUCAUGAACAACAACGGUAUCGGUUUCGGUAUGGAUGAUGACUCGUGGCAGUCUCUGUCUGAGUCUACAGACCUCACUCUCACCUCUCCACCCACAUCACUCAUGGCAACAGCCCAUUACGAGAGGAUGAUGGCAGCCUUUGGAGGCAAUGGCUAUUUUGCUCGUACCACAGAGGAGAUCACCAAAUGUGUCAGUGCCGCCAUGAGUAAACAGCAAGUGUCCAUUGUCAACGUCAUGAUCAACCCUAUGUCUAUGAAGAAACCUCAGGAUUUCUUCUGGCUGACAAAGUCCAAGAUUUAAGGAGGAGAUGUGUUUAGACAAUCAAUGGACACAGAUGUAUUGUUUCAGUACCAUGUGUGUACAUGUGAUGUAUAAAACAGUGUGACAUAAUCUGUGAUAUUCCAGAGUCUUUUUACAACUUUGACACUUAUAUAGACUACAGGUCAAUC